Molecule: messenger RNA, 2325 nt
Organism: Stomoxys calcitrans (stable fly)
Lineage: Eukaryota; Metazoa; Arthropoda; Insecta; Diptera; Muscidae
Gene: ERR
Product: steroid hormone receptor ERR2
Exons: 3
Coding region: 225-1841 (538 amino acids)
Biological process (GO): regulation of DNA-templated transcription
Cellular component (GO): nucleus
Molecular function (GO): nuclear steroid receptor activity; sequence-specific DNA binding; DNA-binding transcription factor activity
Source: RefSeq, a predicted model, not a curated record
AAAUAGAGGAAAUUUAAUGGUGAUACUGGCAUAUUAAAAUCUCUUUUUUUAACUUAAACGGUGUAUUUUUGCAAAUUCAAGUGGAACUUAAAAGAAUAAAAUGCUAUCGAUUGUAUUCUUAUUGGUAAAAAUUGAAAAUUAAUGGUGUUUCUGGAAAUUUACCAAAUAAAAAAGGCAGAUGAAUAUCCAAAAGGAAAUCUAAAUUGCAGAGGCUGAGGGGAACAAUGGCAGACAGCAUGAGUGUCCUCAAUAUAAAACAGGAGAUUCAAGAAACCAACUCCAAUACAAAUAACAUCGGUUGCUACAGCCCCACCACUACGACUACGCCGGUAGCAAGUAAUGGCAGUACAAAUAACAGACGAAAUAGUGGUGCAUCCAGCACCAAUGGCAACGGCAUGAAAUCCUCACCAUCCGUUUCACCUGAACGUCAGAUGUGCAGUUCCACUACUACAUUGAGUCUCAACAGCAAUGGAUCCUAUACGGCCACCGAUAAUGAAGGCAAUGCAUCUAAUGCCGGUUCUGGAUCGGCAGGAAACAGUGCUCAAUCGGCGGCAUCAUCUGGUAAUUCGAUACGUGAUGAACUGAGACGUUUGUGUCUGGUUUGUGGCGAUGUUGCUUCAGGUUUCCACUACGGUGUGGCCAGCUGUGAGGCGUGUAAGGCAUUUUUCAAACGUACCAUCCAAGGCAACAUUGAGUACACUUGUCCCGCCAACAAUGAGUGUGAGAUCAACAAGAGGAGGCGUAAAGCAUGCCAGGCAUGUCGAUUUCAGAAGUGUCUUCUCAUGGGAAUGUUGAAGGAGGGUGUGCGAUUGGAUCGUGUACGUGGUGGUAGACAAAAGUACCGUCGCAAUCCAGUUUCGAAUUCAUAUCAGACCAUGCAAUUACUCUACCAAUCCAGUAUCACAUCUUUGGGUGAUGUUAAAAUACUCGAUGCCCUUAGUAAUUAUGAGCCUGACAUACUUUCGGUGCAAUCGUCAACAUUACAAUCCAAUCAAAUGAACAGUGCCAAUUCGACAUCAUCUCUGAUUGACGAGGAGUCAGCAAAUGCCUCAACACCUUCAACUACAUCGUCGGUGACGAAUAUAAAGUGUGAGAACAGUAACAUUGUCGCAAAUCCUGAUGCCGCCGAGGCUACGCCACCGUCAACGCCCACCUCUUCUACGCCCGGAGGGGCAACACCCACCUCAGCCAGCACUACAUGCAUUUUCCAAAUGAAUUCGUUGACCAACAAUAAUUCGGACGCCCAUGAUAUUUUGUGUGUUCUAAGCGACCUCUACGACAAGGAAUUGGUCUAUGUGAUUGGCUGGGCCAAGCAGAUUCCAGGUUUUACCGAUUUACCUUUGAACGACCAAAUGAAGUUGUUGCAAGUCUCAUGGGCCGAAAUUCUGACGCUACAAUUGAUAUUUCGCUCACUGCCGUUUAAUGGCAAACUCUGUUUUGCCACAGAUGUUUGGAUGGAUGAACUAUUGGCCAAGGAGUGUGGCUACACUGAAUUCUAUUAUCAUUGUGUACAGGUUGCUCAAAGGCUGGAACGUGUAUCACCACGGCGAGAAGAAUACUAUUUGCUAAAAGCCUUACUUUUAGCCAAUUGUGAUAUUCUUUUGGACGAUCAGAGUUCUCUGCGGGCUUUUCGUGAUUCCAUAUUGAAUUCGCUCAAUGACGUUGUCUACCUUUUGCGUCACAGCUCAGCGGUAUCGCAUCAGCAACAACUGCUGCUCUUACUGCCCUCCUUGAGACAGGCCGAUAACAUUUUGCGACGCUUUUGGCGUAACGUGAAUACCGAAGGCUUGGUAACCCUUAAGAAGCUUUUCAUGGAAAUGCUGGAGACUGUGGCGCGGUGAGGUUCAAAGGAUAACUGCAACAUCACAGCAUUUGUUUCUUUACACUAAUUUAGGAUUAAAUGUAACCGGAGUUCAGUUUGUGUUCAUGUCUACACACAACACAAUGUUCCCCCAUUUCGAAGGGAGGCUUACUUAUUUAGUUUUAUUUUUUUAUUAGUCAUUGUAUGGCAGUGGUUAGAUUACCUCGUUCAAGCAUCGUGUAUAGAAUUUUUAUUUUUGAUUUGUUUUUGUUAUUACCUUAAGAUUUGUUUUCUCUAAUAUUAAACCCCAAAGAUUUUUAGUAAUAAUCGCAGAAACAAAAACCCCAAAAGUCGCCAUUUUGUCCAAAAACCCAGGGCGGCUCAGCACAAGUUCUAAGCUAAGACUUUGAAAUUAAGUGAAUUUUCUAUACAUAUAUUAUGUAUAAAAAAAUCAACAUUGUAAAUAUUAACAAAUACAAUUAAGAAAUUAAAUAUUACCAAAUACGAUAUAUUGAAUUGGGAAA